ACGCGGUCCUCAAACUCACCUUUCGCGAUUUUUAAAAAUCAAAGUUCCAUAGGGAGCCCCCUCUCACUCUCUCUGUGUUGUUGGCAUCGGCUGCCGCGUUGCUCGCUCACGCUCUCUCCCAUGCCCCGCAUGGCGCCGCAAGCAGGCCCACAGUAUUUCCGUAGGACGGGCCUGGCAGCCGUGACAGCGAUCUGCCUGGGACUCGGCCUGUACACGGCAGUGGUGCUGGCACCGAAGUCGAUUCCAUACGAGAGCCUGGGCUUUUUCGGCUCUUUCCUGCAGUACCUGACUGUCAAUCAUUACGACAAACUCUACUUUGGGUAUUAUCUGACCUGGAUCAUCCACGGAGUCGAGGCCCUGUACACCUACAAGUUGGCUGGCGACAAGGGACUCACGGCCACCACCAGGCUGAAGUGGAGCCUUCAGACCCUCUUGUUUGGAAUAUUUUCUCUGAAGCACCUCAACGCGUACCUUCCCCAAAGCCGAAGAGAGGGUGAUGGUGUGCGUCGAUGGCUGGUGAUGUCCUGGUGGCGGCAUCGCUUCAUUAUAAACUCAUCCAGCCGAGGCCUAAUGCACCUCCAGUGUACUUGUGAUUAGCUACCUAUACUGCCAGCACCAACAGACAUCCACAAAAGCAGUCCAUCAGGUAUGCAUUCAUGGGUUUUCUGAUUCAUAUGAAUUCAGAAACAAAACAUUUUCUCUGUAUACUUGGUAUUACUGCACUGUACUGAAACUAGUCAUCUUCUUGGUUCUUUCGGUAAAGUCACGUAGAAGGGAAAUAAUAAAAUAAUAAAAAUAAAACAUAAUUAUAUAAUUCUCACGACGUUUCGGCCACAAUGCAAGCAGCCGUCCUCAGGUGAAGACCAGGUCUGUCGGGGAGACAGCGUCUGAAUGAAACAUCACCACGCUUGGAGCCUAUAUAAGUUGGGUUGGAAGGGGGAAGAGCGCCUUGACAAAAUAAUUUGCAUAUAUUUUAUUAUUUCCCUUCUACGUGACUUUACCGAAAGAACCAAGAAGAUGAAUCCCUGCAGUCACGAAAGCUUUAAAUCGAAAAAUGAAACUAGUCAGUUUAAUGAAAACAGGCAGCUCACAGCAUCUGGAUGGAAUUUAUCCCAGUUUGAAAGUGUAUAUAUGUGUUCCAUAAAUUUGAACAGCUGUUAACGGGCAGCAGGGCACUACGUCAAUGAACUUGUGUUAUACAACGGUGGUAGUCUCUUUAGUCAGGUUGAUAAUGAUGGUGAUUUUAUUACAGUAAUAGUAGCCAGGUGGCUUAGAUAGAUAAUGUCAAGAGUACUGAACAAUGCUUAGAUUCUGGGUUCCAAACGAGGCAGCCAUCCAUUGAUUAUCUUCUUGGUUCUUUCGGUAAAGUCACGUAGAAGGGAAGCAAUAAAAUAAUAAAAAUAAAACAUAAUAAAAUAAAAUAAUUCUCACGACGUUUCGACCACAAUGCAAGCAGCCGUCCUCAGGUGAAGAAUGAGACAUUUCCAAGCUAGGAGCUAAUAUAUAAGCUGCGUUGGAGGUGCAAGAGCGCCUUAACAAAAAGAAUGUGCAUAUGAAGAGGAAUUUAGCAUAUUCAUGGGAAAUGCGUAGGAGGUGGGUGGGGGGGGGGGGUUUCAUAGUCAUAUUAUGCCCAUGCAUUAUGCAGGAUCAACAGCACCAAGGGGGGGUGCAGUAGCAUUAACAAAGGAAAAGAAUGUUAAUAGUAUGUAGCUGCAGUUACUAAACAACAACGUAGAAAACUAAAGUAUAAACUACAUAAAAAACUAAAGUAUAAACUGCAUAGCACCAUCAGUAUACUUACUAUACUCUACAAUAAGCUGAGUUACUAACAACAAGUAAUACAUUACAAUUCUACGUCGUAAAAAAUUAUAUAAUAUGCUUCCAUCUAAACUUUAUUCUCUUACAUCACACGAGCAUACACCGUACUAUAUACUGCCAUAGAUAAACCCAACAUUACAUUACACCAGGUUUACAAGUGUAGCAAGUUGAUGGCACUAUUGCACAAAAUAUCUGUCAUUAAGUUAGUAUUUUAAGAACAUUUGGUUUAUUCCAGGUCUGCGGUUUAAAAAAAUAACUUUUGUUUCCAUGCAACAAAUACUGCAAUACCAGGUACCUUAGAAGUAGUUACGUGAUGUCAUCUCCUAGAGGCCACGCUCUAACGUGAAGGAAUAUUACACUGGUUGUGCAAGAGUUCGAAAUAAAAAUGACCCCAUCUAAUUAUUUGACACCAAUGGUACAAUUGGUAUGUAAUUGGGAGGAUUAAAACUACAGGGACCUUGUUUGCUACAACCGAUGAAUCUGUCUCUGUGAUACCUGUGGAUGUUUGUUGAUGCAGUGAUUGGCUUGAAGCUAAAGGUGUGAAUCAUUCCAGUGGAGCUCGUAGUGUCCAACCUCAUCUAUUGGGAUCAAUGCUUUUGUGUGCUUUGUCUUAUAAAUAAAAUGUUUGAAAUUAUAA
This is a messenger RNA of Lethenteron reissneri (Far Eastern brook lamprey), 2455 nucleotides long. It is a transcript of the gene TMEM254, whose product is annotated as transmembrane protein 254. The record is from RefSeq and is a predicted model, not a curated record. Lineage: Eukaryota; Metazoa; Chordata; Hyperoartia; Petromyzontiformes; Petromyzontidae.